UCUAGACCAACCGUGUUUCAAUUUACCUUUAGACCAAUUGAGUUACAAUUUAUCAGACUGCAUCUGCUCUUUUAGGUGCAAAAGUCUGCACAAAUUUGGGUGAAAUUGAUGUGAUUAAGAAGUGCUUGAGAGAAUGGGAGAUUGGCACCCGGCAACAAGAGGUGCGGGCAACGAUGAUGAAAUACCAGGGGACGCAAAAACCGAACCGGCAAAACUCAAUGGGCUUAACGUCACAACAGGGCCAAUUUUCUUGCACGGCGAAUUGGACAUGUACAUCGUGGAGGCCAAAUCACUCCCAAACAUGGACCUGGCCUCGGAGAGAAUGAGGCAGUGCUGCUCCAUGCUGGGGCCAACCUGCGCGCCUGCGUUACGCGGGCGGCAGCCUGUCGCCGCUCGCUCCUCGGGGAAGCACUCAAUGAUCACGAGUGACCCUUACGUGUCCGUCUGCCUGGCGGGGGCCACGAUUGCUCGGACCAGGGUGAUCCCAAACUGCGAGAACCCCAUGUGGGACGAGCGGUUCUGCGUCCCCGUGGCGCACCCGGUCGUGAAGGUGGAGUUCCAUGUGAAGGACAAUGACGUGUUUGGGGCCGAGCUCAUCGGGGUUGUGGAGAUACCGGUGGCCAAGAUCGUGUCCGGCAACACGAUCAACGACUGGUUCCCGAUACUCGGCAACUUCGGGAGCCCCCUCAAGCCCUACCCGGAACUUCACGUCUCAAUCCAAUUCAGGCCGGUCAGUGACAGCCCUUUAUACAAGAAUGGUGUUGGGGUUGGGCCAAACUACGUGGGUGUCCCAAACACAUAUUUUCCACUAAGGAAAGGUGGGGACGUGACAUUGUACCAAGAUGCUCAUGUCCCUGAGGGGAAGCUGCCUCAGAUUUUGCUUGAUGAUGGGAAGAUUUAUGAGCAAGGCAGGUGUUGGGAGGACAUAUGCCAUGCCAUUGUGGAAGCCCACCACUUGAUCUACAUCAUUGGUUGGUCUAUUUAUCAUCCUGUGAGGCUUGUGAGAGAGCCCACAAGAGAAUUGCCGAAUGGAGGAGAGCUUUCAUUAGGGGAGCUCCUGAAGUACAAGUCCGAGGAAGGUGUCCGAGUAGUCCUGCUCAUCUGGGAUGACAAGACUUCACACGACAAGUUCCUCUUGAAAACGGAUGGCGUGAUGCAAACUCAUGAUGAAGAGACGAAGAAGUUCUUCCGACAUUCCGGCGUCCACUGUGUGCUUGCUCCUCGUUAUGCAAGCACCAAACUUAGCAUUUUCAAGCAACAGGUGGUGGGGACCCUGUACACGCACCACCAAAAGUGUGUGGUUCUCGACACUCAAGCCUCGGGAAACAACCGCAAAAUAACGGCUUUCAUUGGUGGGCUGGACCUAUGUGAUGGCCGAUACGAUACUCCUGAGCACAGGCUAUAUAGCGAUCUUGACACCGUCUUUAAGAAUGACAUUCACAAUCCCACAUUCACGUCCACUGUCAAUGUCCCAAGGCAACCAUGGCAUGAUCUGCAUUGCAAAGUUGGGGGACAAGCUGCGUAUGACAUAUUGAAGAAUUUUGAACAGAGAUGGAAAAAGGCGGCGAAGUGGCGCGAGUUUAAGCUGAAAAACGUCAGGCGUUGGCAUGAGAAUGCUCUCUUGAGGCUCGAAAGGAUUUCGUGGAUACUUUGUCCCUCGGCAAGCCCUGAUGGUGACAAAAAAGUUCAAGUCAAGGACGAAAACGACCCGGAAACUUGGCAUGUGCAGGUCUUUAGAUCGAUUGAUUCUGGCUCUGUAAAGGGAUUCCCUAAGAGCGUUGAAGAAGCUGCGAAGCAAAAUCUUCUCUGUGGAAAGAACUUGAAAGUAGACAAGAGCAUUCACACGGCGUACGUGAAAGCGAUUAGAUCGGCACAACACUUCAUUUACAUUGAAAACCAGUAUUUUCUUGGCUCUUCAUAUCAUUGGCCAUCAUACAAAAAUGCAGGUGCAAACAAUCUAGUGCCGAUGGAGCUGGCAUUGAAGAUCGCAAGCAAGAUCAGUGCAAACGAGCGCUUCUGUGUGUAUAUAGUGAUACCGAUGUGGCCGGAGGGUGUCCCUACCAGUGCUGCCGUGCAAGAAAUUCUCUUCUGGCAGGGACAAACCAUGACGAUGAUGUACAAAAUUAUCGCCCAGGCUCUCGAAAAAGAAGGGUUGUCACACAAGUACCAUCCAUUAGAUUACUUGAACUUCUAUUGCCUAGGCAAGCGGGAGCCCUUGUCCUCUUCCCAACCUUCAUCCCAAGCAAUGAAUCCACAAUCCGAAAAUCAUGCCGUGGCGUCGGUUCAAAAGUUUCGCAGAUUCAUGAUUUAUGUGCAUGCCAAGGGGAUGAUAGUCGAUGAUGAGUAUGUGAUCAUAGGAUCGGCAAAUAUCAAUCAAAGAUCUCUGGAUGGCUCAAGGGAUACCGAAAUCGCGAUGGGAGGUUAUCAGCCGCAUCAUACUUGGACUGGGAAAAAGAGGCAUCCGCGUGGCCAGGUUUACGGUUAUAGGAUGUCGCUUUGGGCGGAGCACUUGGGAGAUUUAGAGGACUGCUUUAGGGAACCUCAAAGCACUGAAUGUGUGAAGAGGGUGAACAAGAUAGCCAAACGGAAUUGGAAAGCUUAUAUGGACGAGGACCAACAUAAUCCCAAGGAAAUGAGAGGGCACCUGAUGCAGUAUCCGAUUCAUGUGAGCAGAGACGGUAAAGUCGGUCCUUUGGCCAGUUUCGAAACGUUUCCUGAUGUGGGAGGCAAAAUCCUUGGAUCGCCCACCACUCUUCCCGAUGCUCUCACAACAUAACCGAAUAUGUAUAUGAGUCGCAUUCGAUUAUGAGAGUGUGCGAUAUGCCAAAAUUUUCAUGUGAUUUGGUGCUAGAUUGCGCUAAUUUGAACUACUCAAUUGAAGAAAUAUGAGGAGUAGAACGAGCAAGCAUGAGCAUGACAAAGCAAGUUGUGAGUUAGAUAGAUACUCUCUACUAAUUAAAGCACGUUGUGGGCAUGACAUGCGAUGUCAUGUUGUAUAAAAUGCUUCGGAUGAGUUGAUGUU
Molecule: messenger RNA, 3022 nt
Organism: Rhodamnia argentea
Lineage: Eukaryota; Viridiplantae; Streptophyta; Magnoliopsida; Myrtales; Myrtaceae
Product: phospholipase D delta-like
Exons: 10
Coding region: 134-2776 (880 amino acids)
Biological process (GO): phosphatidylcholine metabolic process; phospholipid catabolic process
Cellular component (GO): plasma membrane
Molecular function (GO): calcium ion binding; D-type glycerophospholipase activity
Source: RefSeq, a predicted model, not a curated record